CCGGUUACCCCUGAUUUAAUAUUAUGAUUAACCUACGCGUUUAAAUUAUGUAGAGUUUUUGUUAUAUUUGUCGUUUUUAGUGACCUAGAAUUUUUUUAAAUUUCAAUUUUGGUAAGUGUUAUGUUCGAGCCUGCUGACAAGACUGUUAAAGAUAGUAGUGGUGGACAUACACAUACACGUACAAGUCGGAAUUUUAGCACAGUUCUAUUGGCGCCAUUGAAUGAAUAUCGAACUUGGGUACAACCAUCUUAAGUAUGAGGUUACCCCUCUACCUACCCUACUAUUUUAGAAUUCUGUGGGAAAACUGAUCCCAUUGUAGUGGAAUUUUAAUUUGUUAUCUCCAUUUACAUUUCCUGCGUGCAUCUACUACCCACAUAGGAUGAUGUAAACAAGGUUGUAUGGAAUCGAUUAGUUGCGCGCGCAAGCUCUUCAGUCGUGUCGUGCUGCCACUGGCAGUAUUGCAAAAAUCGUCAGCUGGCUCAUAAUAACCAGGCAAGAUGCCGGGGGCCCGACACAAAAUCUUGGGGCAUGUGCUCUCGGGGUUCUGCCACAAGAUGAAUCGCCGUAAGCCCCUGCACGGGGACUCUUUGGACACACCGCUCAACCGCUGCCUCACCACAUUCGACAUAACUCUUCUUGGUGUCGGGCACAUGGUGGGCGCAGGCAUAUACGUGCUGACGGGCACCGUCGCCCGUCACAUGGCGGGCCCGGCCACUGCUCUCAGCUUCCUCCUGGCUGGCGUGACCUCCACACUGGCAGCGCUGUGCUACGCAGAGUUUGGAACCAGAAUCCCGAGAGCUGGUAGCGCUUACGCGUACACCUACGUCAGCAUCGGAGAGUUUUGGGCCUUCAUCAUUGGGUGGAACAUCGUUCUGGAAUAUAUGAUAGGUGCUGCCUCUGUUGCGAGGGCGUGGUCUGGUUAUUUAGAUGCAAUGCUGGACGGUGCUAUAAGUAAUGCGACAAUAUCGAUAACUGGAGAACUUCACGAGACACUUCUCAGCAGAUACCCAGAUGUUUUAGCAUUUCUUAUAUGCAUUGUAGCUUCAUUGAUAUUAGCUGUCGGAGUCAAAACGUCGGCCUACAUAAAUAAUGGCCUCACAAUUCUCAAUCUUUUAGUGAUAUCGCUUGUUAUAUUUUUAGGUUUCUAUUACGCUGAUAUUAGCAAUUGGUCUCCGAAGAACGGUGGUUUCAUGCCGUAUGGGUUUAGUGGAGUCUUAGCAGGAGCUGCUACUUGUUUUUACGCCUUUGUCGGUUUCGAUAGUAUUUCUGCUUCGAGCGAGGAGGCAAAAGAUCCAUCCCGAUCUAUUCCGAUCGCCACUAUUCUCUCCAUGGCGGUCGUGGCGUUUGGGUACAUUCUGGUUGCCAUAGCUCUAACAUUGAUGGUACCCUAUAAGAGUAUCAAUCCUGAGGCUGCCUUGCCAGCAGCUCUAGGGGCAGUCCACGCUGAUUGGGCGAAGUAUGCCGUCGCCGUCGGUGCAGUUUGUGGUAUGACCACCACGUUACUGGGAUCACUGUUUGCUUUACCAAGAUGUUUGUAUGCCAUGUCAGCCGAUGGGUUGCUCUUUGGAUUUCUUAGUGACGUUAACAACAAGUCCCAAAUUCCCAUUUCUAAUCUUAUCAUCUCUGGAUUCUCAUCUGCUAUCAUUGCUUUAUUGUUCGACUUGGAGAAGUUGGUAGAGUUCAUGUCAAUAGGAACAUUGCUGGCUUAUACGAUUGUUAGCGCUGCCGUCAUAAUAUUGCGGUACCGGCCUAUUCCUUCGGUAGAUGACAAAAGCUUUGGCGUGCCUCAGCUGGACUCGCCAAUCGAUCGCGAGGAUAGCUCAGCUACUGGCACCCCAGCAACCGAUGGAGGAUCAUCAUCAUCUGAGAUGUUCGAAGCGCUUACUGUGGGGCGUCUGCGGCCCCAAUACGCGUGGCUCGAGCCUUUGGCCGGUGGCCGAGCCCCGGGGGCGGCGGUGUCGGGCUGCGUGUACACGUUUACAGCCGCGGCCGCCGCUCUGUGCGCCCACAACCACUUCUUGGCUGAACCCGCGGGUCUCUGGGCCCUGUUGCCAGACUUCGUGCUUUACCUGAUCAUUAUCGCUUGCCUGGUAAUCAUCAAAGCCCACCAGCAGAGCCCGACGCGCUUGCCGUUCCGCGUGCCAUGGGUGCCUUUCCUGCCGGCUGCCAGCGUUCUUCUUAACGUCGAGCUGAUGGUCAACCUGGGCGCUCUGACUUGGGCGCGGUUCGCUAUUUGGAUGACAUUCGGCCUGCUCUUGUAUUUCCUAUACGGCAUCCACCACAGCAAGCUAGGCGAGGGUGUGACCGGUCUACUCUCCCGAUCAGGCAGCGGCGGCGGCCACAGCGGUGGUUGGGGAGCAGUUGAGAAGACCAGCGCCCUCGCCCGUAGAGUCGGUCGCUUGGGUCGCGCUAGCAAGAGCGACGACCGCAAACCCAUCAUAUGCGACGAGGAACUCGACAGGCGGGACCCGUGAUUCUAAACCCAGGUGAUAGGUGUACCGCUUUGUGUAAACUGCCUUUUGUAUGACGUUUCUUUGAAGCCUGCGAUACAUUAUGGCCAACAUACUCUUGUAGGCAUUUUACAAAAAAGGGUUAAAACUAACAACGAGUUUGAUUAUGCGUCUAGUGAUGUGCAUGAAACAUUUGAUCCUAUUUAGGCAUAACGAAUCAUAUUGGAUAAAUCAUAGCCCCUACUAGUGUAUCGUAGGCUGAAUGAAAACUUUUAUCAUUUACGUAUCCAAUUUAUAAGGGCUGCACAGCGUUUAUCCGAAAAUUACUUGCGGCUAUAGCUUUCGAUGCGCAUAAGAUGAGGUUGCCAAAAACUUUUUGUAGGUUUGUCAGACGAAUAAGGAUAACUCCUUGUUCAGAUUUAGGGAGUUUUAUGUGUUCUUGUAAUAACACCAGUGUGUUUUAAAAAUAAACUGCCGUAUGUAUGUUCCUACAGUGUUCAUUGCAAGUAAUAUUUAAUCGCGUUUUAGUAAAUUAUUUUUAAACAUCGACUCUACCGACACAGUUUGAGAAAAUAAUGGCAAUAUAAAAUAACAGAGCAAUAAAUAGAUUUAUUACUUAUUCGUUUGUGUAUGAAUUAUCUAUCGGAACUUAAACAAAUGAUAAAAUAGAUGCGGUAAUAAAUAACUGGUUUUGAUUUGAUUUAAUCUGUUUCAAAAAUAAGUCAAGUUUUAAGUAUAACUUGAAUAGAGCGAAAGCUGUUAACAUAUUUUCGCUUUAUUUCUGCUAGUAUUAUUAUUUUUAUGAAUUUAGUCUGUUUAUUUAUUCCUUCCACCAAAUUAUAACUAGCUAUCUCCUUAAAAGUUUAGUAAAGUAGAUAUAGGGCGUGUACUAAAAGCGGUAGAUCUACUAACUGACGAAGGCAUGAUCUAAUUAGGUACUGGCGACUUAACGCACGUGGUAAAUGAAACUUUUAAUAUUCGAGAUCUAGUCAUAUUUGAAUCUUUAU
Molecule: messenger RNA, 3457 nt
Organism: Ostrinia furnacalis (Asian corn borer)
Lineage: Eukaryota; Metazoa; Arthropoda; Insecta; Lepidoptera; Crambidae
Product: cationic amino acid transporter 4
Exons: 7
Coding region: 498-2474 (658 amino acids)
Biological process (GO): transmembrane transport; amino acid transport
Cellular component (GO): plasma membrane
Molecular function (GO): amino acid transmembrane transporter activity
Source: RefSeq, a predicted model, not a curated record